Molecule: messenger RNA, 960 nt
Organism: Alexandromys fortis (reed vole)
Lineage: Eukaryota; Metazoa; Chordata; Mammalia; Rodentia; Cricetidae
Product: olfactory receptor 51G2-like
Exons: 1
Coding region: 1-960 (319 amino acids)
Biological process (GO): G protein-coupled receptor signaling pathway
Cellular component (GO): plasma membrane
Molecular function (GO): G protein-coupled receptor activity; olfactory receptor activity
Source: RefSeq, a predicted model, not a curated record
AUGGCAACCUCAAACUCCAGCAGCAUCUUGUCCUCCACAUUCUACCUUACAGGGAUCCCUGGCUAUGAGGAGUUUCACCACUGGAUUUCCAUCCCAUUCUGCUUCCUUUACCUUGUUGGCAUAACAGGAAACUGCAUGAUCUUGCAUAUCGUGAGGACAGACCCAAGGCUCCACGAGCCCAUGUAUUACUUCCUGGCCAUGCUGUCUCUCACUGACAUGGCCAUGUCCCUGCCCACAAUGAUUUCCCUUUUCAGGGUGUUGUGGUCCAUUUCCCGAGAGAUCCAGUUCAAUAUCUGUGUGGUCCAAAUGUUUCUGAUUCAUACCUUUUCCUUCACUGAAUCAUCUGUGCUCCUGGCCAUGGCCCUUGACCGGUAUGUGGCCAUCUGCCACCCUCUGCGAUAUGCAACCAUUCUCAUCCCAAAGCUUAUUGCCAAGAUUGGGAUUGCAGCUCUGCUCAGGAGUUCCAUCUUGAUAAUUCCACUUAUGGCACGCCUAGCUUUCUUUCCCUUCUGCCGCUCCCAUGUUCUUUCUCAUUCCUAUUGUCUGCACCAGGACAUGAUCCGCCUCGCCUGUGCUGACAUCAGAUUCAAUGUCAUAUAUGGGCUAGUCCUCAUUACUUUGCUGUGGGGCAUGGACUCCUUGGGCAUUUUUGUAUCAUAUAUUUUUAUCCUUCUCUCAGUGUUAAAAAUUGCAUCUCGUGAGGGUAGGCUGAAGGCUCUCAAUACAUGUGCAUCCCACAUCUGUGCUGUGCUCAUUCUGUAUGUGCCCAUGAUAGGGUUAUCCAUCGUCCAUCGUUUUGCCAAGCAUUCUUCUCCUCUCAUUCACAUCUUCAUGGCUCAUAUCUACUUAAUGGUGCCACCAGUGCUUAACCCCAUCAUCUAUAGCGUGAAGACCAAGCAGAUCCGCCAAGGAAUCCUCCAUCUCAUUUGUUCUCCCAAAAUCAGUUCUAUCGCAAUGUAG